Molecule: messenger RNA, 2001 nt
Organism: Folsomia candida
Lineage: Eukaryota; Metazoa; Arthropoda; Collembola; Entomobryomorpha; Isotomidae
Product: interstitial collagenase
Exons: 10
Coding region: 68-1867 (599 amino acids)
Biological process (GO): proteolysis; collagen catabolic process; extracellular matrix organization
Cellular component (GO): extracellular matrix
Molecular function (GO): zinc ion binding; metalloendopeptidase activity
Source: RefSeq, a predicted model, not a curated record
CAUCGAUUAAGACAAGACACACCCGGCUUACAAGUUUUAUGGAGUGGACCGAGUUUUUAUUUUAAACAUGUCGAUUUUUUUGAUAAUUUUGUCCCUGUUCUUGCUGGGUUAUCAAGAUGGAGGAAAUUGUUACAUGGUGGAGAACGAUACAACGGCAAUGAUGUACUUGGAACGAUUCGGCUACAUCGAGCGUGACGAUAUGCCACGAUCCAUGGAGAUGAAGGAAGCCGUCCCUCCGCUGAUGGCGUUUCAAAAAAUGUGCGGAAUCGAUCAAACGGGAGAACUUGACACGAAAACGGUCGAAAUGAUGAACACGCCGCGCUGCGGGAACAAGGACAUGAUGCGCGUCCCCCUGCAGAAUUAUUCCGACGACGACGACAGCUAUUAUCUCGAGACGAAUCGGGUUCAACGAUAUGUCCUAAAUCAGCACAGAUUGAAGUGGACGAAACGCUCCGUGACUUAUCGGAUGGGCAUGUUUUCGCAAGAAAUGCAGAAACACGUGACGGAAAAACAAGUCCUUGACGCGAUUCAUACCGCUUUCCAGAUGUGGUCGGACGUAACAAAUUUAGACUUUGCGUACAGACCGAAAGAAAAAAGGGUUGAUAUCGAGCUAAGUUUUACGACGAGAAAUCAUCCCCAAGAUGGAUAUCCGUUCGACGGUCCUGGUCAAGUCUUGGCUCAUGCUUUCCCUCCGGGAGAGUCCUCAAUUUCGGGAGAUGUGCACUUCGAGGAUGAAGAAAAUUGGCAUGUUCACUCCCCAAAGGGUACCGAUGUACUGUUCGUCGCUGUCCAUGAAAUUGGGCACGCAUUAGGUCUAAGUCAUUCUUCUACAAAAGGAGCUAUCAUGGCGGCCUUUUACGGAGGUUAUCACCCAAAGUUGAAACUUCAUCAAGAUGACAUUGACGGGAUUCAGGCAAUUUAUGGGAAGCGAGAAGUGUUACGACCGCAGAAAAUAUUACCGCAGCAAACAGCACCUCCACCAACGACGACAACGCCCAGAACGACAACGACAACACCCAGAACGACGACAACGACAACGACGACGACGCCCAGAACGACGACUACAACGAUGACAACAACGCCCAGAACGACCACGACCACAUUGCCUCCCACUACGAGAUAUUGGAAGGACGUGGAAGUCGAUGAGAGGUGGAAAACUCCAAAAAUUUCGGGAAAUCCUAAUACUGGUCGUCCAGAUUUAUGCCAGGGUGGAAAAAUUGAUGCCAUCACGACUUUGAACGAUAAUAAGAUCUACGUCUUCAAAGGCGCGUACGUAUUUCAGAUAAGUCCGACAGGCGAAGGGGUCCUGCCUGGAUGGCCGAACCACAUCGGGUACACGUUCCCCGGCCUGGAGACGAAUUUAGAUGCCGCCGCGACACGAGAGAAUGGUCGAACAUACUUUUUUAAAGGAAGCAAAUAUUGGAGAUUCACCGGCACCAGGAUGGACCCUGGUUAUCCGAAAGUUAUGGUCCAUCACUUCCGUGGAAUUCCGGACCAUGUCGACUCAGCUUUCGUGUGGUUUGGACAAUUCUACUUUACAAAAGGCGACAAGUUUUGGCGAUUUGACCCCAAAAAGAAGCCCCACGUGUCGCCAUUUUACCCUCUGCCAACCCACAUUUGGGGAUUUCGCCACGGGGUGGACGCUGCAUUUACGGCGCCGAAUGGCGAACUAUAUUUUUUCCAUGAUUCUCUUUAUUAUCGAUUGGACGCUACGACGUUCAAGAUUGCGGCAACGUCUUCGCCACCUUAUCCAAGGUCGUCGCUAGUCUCAUGGUUUGGAUGUUCAAGGCGACCUGAUUUCCGAGACAUUAGAAAUUUAUUUCCCGGCCCCAUCAUAACGAACUCGGAUGAUGACUAUUCUUAUUAAAUUAAUCCACAAAUCGAUCACGUGUAUUAUAUUCAUAAUAAUCUAAUAAGCUUUUUUGGUUUUAUUUUAGCUCUUAUAUCUUGUUUAUGAUAUGCAUUUGAUCAAAAUUAAGUUCAACAAAUCUAAAUAUUUAA